This is a messenger RNA of Aureococcus anophagefferens, 2550 nucleotides long. RefSeq lists its product as hypothetical. The coding region runs from base 1 to 2550 and encodes 849 amino acids. The transcript is spliced from 2 exons. Gene Ontology annotation, molecular function: 1-phosphatidylinositol-4-phosphate 3-kinase activity; 1-phosphatidylinositol-3-kinase activity. Gene Ontology annotation, biological process: phosphatidylinositol 3-kinase/protein kinase B signal transduction; cell migration; phosphatidylinositol-3-phosphate biosynthetic process. The record is from RefSeq and is a predicted model, not a curated record. NCBI's taxonomy places the organism in Eukaryota, Pelagophyceae, Pelagomonadales, Pelagomonadaceae. Gene Ontology annotation, cellular component: cytoplasm; plasma membrane; phosphatidylinositol 3-kinase complex.
AUGGGGCAGGGCGGCAGCCAGCCCCUUCGAUACAAGGGGUCGCCGUCCCCCGGGGCCGUGGCCCACUCGCGGUCGCUGGACAGCGUCGCCGACGCCGGGGACGACGAUCCGGCCUUCGUGAGCGCGCGGGGCUACGACUCCUUCGUCGACGCCCUCGACGGUAGCCCGGAGCCCGCCGUGCCCUGCGCCGAGGGCGACGCCGAGGAGCCGCCCGCGAAGCCGAGCUUCGCCUUCUCCGGCGCGGACCUCUUCCGGUCCCUGCGCCGCGGGUCCGAGUGGAGCCGGUCCCUCAGCGACCGCACGGCCGCGCGGCUGCGGUCGAGGACGGCCGGGUCGCCGCCGGCGUCGCCCGGGCGGCGCGCGCUCUCCAUCGACGCGGCGCGCCGGGCGAGGGUCGUGCGCUGCCUGCGCUGGGCCGGGCGCGCCGUGCUCUGCCGCCAGAUCGUCGCGUCGAGCCGCCUCCGGCGGUCGCUCUACGGCGACGAGAUCCCGCGCGGCGCCUUCGUGGCGCGGUGCGCGCCCCAGGCGCUCUGCGACGCGCUCCCGGCGCUUCUGGCGCUGGUCGCCGGGGCGCCGCACUGGCUCCGGGGGCUGCGGCGCGAGCUCCUCGGGGCCGUCGCCGCGCGGUGCGCGGCGCAUCGGUGCGUGGGACAGGCGGUCCACUUCCUCAAGCAGGCCGCGUGGUGCGACGGGAGCGUCUUCGCCGAGCUCGACGCCCUCGUCGCCGCGGCCGCCGAGGGGCGGACGCCCCACAUCUUCCUCAGCGAGGAGCACUGGGAGUCCAUCGCGGCGACGUUGCUCGGAAGCCCCGCGGGCUUCACGUUACAACUGCCCAAAAAGGUCCGCGUCUUCGACCCCUUCCUCCCGUCGACGUCCAUCUCCUACAUCCGCGUCGAGAAGGUCUUCCCGUCGAACACGCGGCCGCUGCUCCUGUCGCUCCACGGCGCGCGGCACCGGGCGAGCCCCCCCUCGCGGCUGAUCUACAAGGCCGGCGACGACCUGCGCCAGGACGUGGGCGUGCUCCAGGCCUUCGGGGCCAUGAACUACGCCUUCGAGGUGUCGAACACGACGACGAGAGACGGGAGCCGCGUCUUCAUCGGCACCUACGGCGUCUGCGCGAUGUCGGGCCGCGUCGGCUGCAUCGAGCUCGUCCGCGGCGUCCGCGCGCUGACGGCGGUCUGCGCCAGCGACCGCUUCAGCGACGCGCAGCUCGAGCGGCUCGUGGCGUCGGCGGCGGGGUCCUACGUCGGCGCGCACGUGCUCGGCGUCCGCGACCGCCACUCGGACAACAUCCUCCUCGCGGACGACGGCACGCUCUUCCACAUCGACUUCGGCCACGUGUUGGACGACUCCGUCGCCAUCGACACGGCGUCCUUCGCGACGACGCCGGCCCUGCGCCAGGCCAUGGGCGACGCGGUCUGGGCGAAGUUCGUCGACGCGUGCGCGGCCGCGUUCCUCGCGCUCCGCGCGCACGCGGACCUCGUCGUGUCCACGGCCGCGGCGGUGCUCGCGUCGGCGGCCAGGGACGGCGCGCCGGCCGUCGCGGCCUGCGUGCGCAAGUUCCUCCUCGUGGACCUCGACGACGCCGCGGCGACGGCGAAGAUCCGGAAGCUCGUCGACGGCGGGCCCGCGGCCGCGAAGACGCGGCUCAAGAACGCGAUCCACGCCCUCGCCGUGCGGCGGCUCCAGGUCGCGACGACGCUGAAGCACCGGCCGCCGCCGGCGCUGGCCGUCGGGAGCCUGUGGAAGCGCGGCGAGGGCGCCGCGGCGGGCUGGCGGAGGCGGUCCGUCGCGCUCAUACCGGGCGACGCGGGAAGCGGCACGGGCGCGCCGAAGCUCUACUACUUCGCCUCGGACAAGGACUGGCACGCCUUCCGCGACGAGGGCACGCACACGCAGAAGGGCGUCAUCUUCCUCGAGAACGUGUCGUCCGUGCGCCGCGUCGUCGUCGCCGCGCCGUCGUUCCGGGGCGCCCGCGACCCCCCGAGCGUCGACGUGCCGGGCCUCGGCGCCGUCGAGCCCUCCUUCUGGCGCGGCCGCGGCCCCGCGAGCGCCGACGCGCCGGGCCUCGGCGCCGACGCGCCGACCCCGGCGGACGCGCCGCCGGAGCCGCCGGAGGCGGGCGACGCCCGCGCGUCGGAGGACGGGGCCCGCGCGUCGGGCGACAAGGCGGCCUACGACGCGCUGCCCGUCCUCGAGGUCCGCGCGCGGUCGACGUCCGGCGGCUCGUCGCUCUUCCGCGUCUCGUCCGCGUCUCCGCGGAGCGCGGCCUGCGCUUCCUCGACGCUGCGCCUCGCGCUCGUGACGGACAUGCGCACGUGGCACCUGCGCUUCGAGGCGCCGCGCGAGCUCCACCGCUGGGCCAAGCUCCUCGCGUCCUACGCGGACCUCGCCGCCGGCGACGACGGCGACGUUGACGACGCGCCCGCGCGGUCCAUGGGGACGUCGAAGAUCGACCCGAACAGGAUCAGGAAGGCGAGCAGGACGACGACGAUCCACUGGGGCACGGCCUGGAUCACGUCGAUCAUGAAGCGGACCGUGGACACGUAG